GGGUUUCCGUUGGAAUUUCAUUUCUCUUCUCCCUCCUUAAACAUUCCAGAAAAGUAAAAAAAAUAAAUAAAAAAUCGUGAGAAAGAGAGAGAAGAAAAUAGAAGGAAAAAAGAAAAACAAAAAAAGAAAUCCCCUUCACCCCACCCCACAGGAGGCAACAAAGGACAAGAAAAAACUGAAGUCUCCCUCCGUUCCCUUCUUCACGCUUCUCUCUCCCUCGCUCCUCAUUGUAUUCCCGUCACCUUUUCAAACAUCUAAACAAGGCACAUUAUGUGAUUUUGUGAUUCCUGGACGAUCAAGUGAUGACUAACAACAAAAACACGGAAUCUUCCAAGGGAGACGGCGGCCCCCCUCCUCCACCUCCACCUCCAGCACCAGGACAACUUGAAAAUAUGCGUUUUCACGGCGGCAAUGCGAUUUUCAAGAGCGGGCCGCUUUUUAUUUCAUCCAAAGGAAUUGGAUGGACAUCCUGGAAGAAAAGGUGGUUUAUUCUAACAAGAACAUCACUGGUUUUCUUCAGAAGCAAUCCGAGUGCUAUUCCUCAGAAGGGGAGUGAAGUGAACCUGACCCUCGGUGGUAUUGACCUCAACAAUUCAGGCAGUGUGGUUGUCAAAGCAGAUAAAAAGCUCUUGACUGUUCUCUUUCCUGAUGGCCGUGAUGGACGAGCAUUCACUCUCAAGGCUGAAACUUCUGAAGAUUUAUAUGAAUGGAAGACUGCUCUUGAGAAUGCUCUGGCACAGGCACCUAGCACCUCUCUGGUGAUGGGGCAAAAUGGUAUCUUCCAAGAUGAUCAGGCUGAUGGUUCUUUGGAACAGUUGAAGGAUAAGCAUCCUGUAAAAUCUUUGGUCAUUGGCAGACCGAUUUUACUUGCUAUAGAAGAUGUUGAUGGAUCUCCAUCUUUUCUGGAGAAGGCUUUAAGGUUUAUAGAAGACCAUGGAAUAAAGGUGGAAGGCAUCUUGCGGCAAGCUGCAGAUGUUGAUGAUGUUGAGCAUCGAAUAAAGGAAUAUGAGCAGGGAACAACCGAGUUCUCUCCGAAGGAGGAUGCACAUGUCAUUGCUGAUUGUGUCAAGUAUUUCCUCCGAGAGUUGCCAUCAUCUCCAGUCCCCACAUCAUGCUGCAAUGCACUGCUUGAAGCAUGGCGAACUGAUCGUGGCAGUAGGGUAAAUGCCAUGCGGGUGGCAGUAUGUGAAACGUUCCCAGAGCCAAACCGUCGAUUAUUGCAGAGAAUUCUUCUAAUGAUGCAAACUGUAGCUUCUCACAAAGCUGUAAACCGAAUGAGCACUUCUGCUGUGGCUGCUUGUAUGGCACCCUUACUUCUUCGUCCUCUUCUAGCUGGUGACUGUGAAAUUGAAUCCAAUUUUAAUGUGGGGGGCGAUGGUUCCAUUCAGCUUCUGAAAGCAGCAGCUGCAGCUAAUCAUGCACAAGCCAUUGUUAUAACAUUAUUGGAAGAGUAUGAAAAAAUAUUCAGUGAAGGUUCCAUGUCCCCAGGACUGUACUCUGAUUCAGAUGAAUGUGGAAGCGAGGAUGAGGAGGUAACUGAUGAUGAUGAGUCUUAUGUAGAUGAUGCAACGGAAGAAUCUGAUGUAUAUACAGAUGAUGAUCAUGACAAUGCAUCAAGUGGAACCUGCACUCAGAGCGGUGACUCUUGUGAAGAUGAUCCGUCUGACCAUGAGAUGCAGGGCAGUGAUGAUCUUAGUUCUGGUUUCAAGUACCCUGAAGCUGAGGUAGACAAUGAUUUGAAAGUUGAACAAAAGUUGUCAUCACAUCCGGUUCAAGCUUCAUUGCCUGAUACUCUUGAUCAAAGCAGCAACAGUUUGGCAAUGCUGCCAGAUAAGUCAGAUGACCUGUCUGUAGAUGUUUCUACUGAAACAAGUUUGGAGAAUAGGAUUGCUGAUUAUAAUGCAUCCCCAAAUGCUAAAAAACCUACCACUAUAUCAAAUGGACUUGUGCGCGGCAAGCGUCCAACUGUUUGGGGACGUACUGCUGCAAAGAAGAACCUUUCUAUGGAAUCCAUUGAUUACCCUAUUGAGGACGAUGUUGAAAUCCAGAAGCUGGAGGCAACUAAAAUUGAGAUGCAAAAUAUAAUUUCUGAAGAGGUCAAAGUUAAUGCCAUUUUGCAAGCCAACUUGGAAAAACAAAAGAAGGCAUUUCACGAGUAUCGUCUAGCUCUCCAGCAAGAUGUAGCAAGACUACAAGAACAGCUGCAAAAGGAGAGAGAGAAGAGAAAAUUUCUGGAAGCAGGACUUAACACUUCCAAGGGACCCUUGCAAGUUCCAGUCACAAUUGAUGAAAAAAUGAAGGCAGAGCUUGAGGAAAUAACUCAAGCAGAGGCAGAUGUUGCCAAUUUGAAGCAGAAGGUUGAUGAUCUACAUGCGCAGCUUAAUCAACAGUGUGAUGAACGCUCUGGUUCUAUGCAUGGUUUGGGCAAUCAGCCUAUGAAUGCUUCAUUACAUAAGGCGAAAGGGAAUGGUGAAGAGAAGGAUGCUGAAGCUACUGCUUCUUCACAAUUUGGAUGUUCUGCAAGCAAGGAUACGUGUAUGGAUGGAGCUGAAACCCAGCAGCUGGAUUCAAAACAUUGUGGCAACUCCAGACCCAUUUCUUCAACCAAUUCCAAGAGGUCUGGUGCAAGGAGUGAGGGAAUGAAUUCCACCACUUCUGCAUUGACAAGGUUGACAACCCGGCUCAACUUUCUGAAGGAGCGGCGUAGCCAGAUUGCGAAUGAACUCCAGAAUAUGAACAAGGGCCGAGGUUCAGAUCUAAAACUCGAGAAGGGCCGAGGUUCAGAAAUAUAUUCGGUUCAAAAUCUAGUAAAAGGUAAAGGAUUGGAAUGUCUGGGAGAAGAAGAGGGGAAACCACUUCAGAAUUCUGAAAAAUCUACAACAUCAGAUAGUCAAUCACUGCAGGACCUAGAUGGUGGACAAUAUUCGGAAGAUCAGCAUCUGCGAAGUUUGGAAAGAGGAAAAUCUGAUGGCCAUGUAUCCUAUAAUGCAGGCAGAGGUAAACCUCUGGUGGCUCCGAGGAUUAAUUCGAGAUGAUACAUGGACUCUAAUUUUGUGUCGAGGGGACAUAGCUUUGUCCUCAACAAUUUGUUUGAGACAGGUAUUAGUGAUGAGUAAUUGGAGAAUCUUACGGGAUGACAGAGCUGCAAGGUUGAUAUAUGCCCUUGUCGAGACGCUCAAAGUUAUGACUUCGCUACAAGUCCAUGAUGUAUACAUAUAAUAACAAUUUCCUUGAUGCAAGAACUGUCUGUAAUUUAGUUAUUGAGUUUUGCUGGUUCAGAGAUGAUUCAGUAGGGGCAGUUUGGUGUUUUUAUAAAUUUUGAAAGAAAAAAAAAAUUAAAUUAAUUUUUUUUGUUUUCAGAUUAUACUACCGGUAGUUGACAGUCUUAAUCGCUUGUAUUGUCAAAUGUAAUUUUUUAUAUGGUUGGAAUCACUGGGCCUUUUGCUGUUGA
Molecule: messenger RNA, 3451 nt
Organism: Populus nigra (black poplar)
Lineage: Eukaryota; Viridiplantae; Streptophyta; Magnoliopsida; Malpighiales; Salicaceae
Product: rho GTPase-activating protein REN1
Exons: 23
Coding region: 303-3035 (910 amino acids)
Biological process (GO): signal transduction
Source: RefSeq, a predicted model, not a curated record